AUGUCUACAGCAACACAUCACUGUCUUGGUAAAAAGUCAUCGAUUCCUUACAUUCACUCAAAUCACAAGUCCACGACAUCAUUAUACCAACAACCAACGGAAUCGAUGAUUGAGGCCGCAAAGAUUGAUUACGCUACCCGUCUUUUCAUCUACACUCGACAACAACUUCAACAAGUAUCCUCCUUACCUUUUAAAGGUCAAGAAAAUAAAAGUAAAAAGUUUACGCGAAAUGGGGUGAAGGAAUAUAAUGAAAUUCGUGAAAUUCAUGAAUAA
Messenger RNA from Funneliformis caledonium, 273 nucleotides. The record is from the annotation of a GenBank genome assembly. NCBI's taxonomy places the organism in Eukaryota, Fungi, Glomeromycota, Glomeromycetes, Glomerales, Glomeraceae.